AACCAGGCCCAACACGGCUGUUUCGAUCAUCAGCUCUCAUCUUGUCAGAAACCACAAACCGGGGUGGUCGAGUUGCAUCUUUUGUUCUUGCCCAACAGUUCCUCUGUUCCAUCGACAAAACCGAACCCACAAGCCAAGUUCUAACCCCAAAAACAAGGCCAACAACAAUGGCAUUCACGGGAACUUUGGACAAGUGCAAGGCUUGUGACAAGACUGUCUAUGUUGUGGACAUGAUGACCCUCGAAGGUUCCCCUUACCACAAAACAUGCUUCAAAUGCACCCAUUGCAAGGGCAAACUCGAGAUGUCCAACUACUCCUCCAUGGAUGGAGUCCUGUAUUGCAGGACUCAUUUUGAACAACUAUUUAAGGAGUCUGGCAAUUUCAGCAAGAAUUUCCAAUCAACGAAGAACGACAGGAAAGAUGAUCAGCCGAGGACUCCCAACAAACUUUCAUCCAUGUUUUCCGGAACCAUAGACAAAUGUCGUGCUUGCGAGAAAACAGUGUACCCGUUGGAAAAGGUUACGAUGGAAGGGGAAUUGUACCACAAGAAUUGCUUCCGUUGCGCUCACGGCGGUUGUCCGUUGACCCACUCGUCGUACGCGUCGCUCGACGGCGUGCUGUACUGCAAGCACCACUUCGCACAGCUGUUCAUGGUGAAAGGGAAUUACACCCACGUCCUCCAGGCUGCUGCGCAUAGGAGAACGGCUCCGCCUCCUCAUCCACCGAAUUCGCUGAAAACAACCGAGCUGAUCAAGAAGAUGAUGCGCCGGCCGAUCAAGACGAAUCCGAAGAGUAGUCGUGAUAUAAAGGAAGAAAAAGACGACGACGACGACAAUGGAAAUGAUUCAAGACAAUCGAUCGAUCGAUUCUUUUUUCUUUCUCAAAAAAAAAAAUCGAGCGCGUGAUGUUUUGAAAAGAGUGUGUAGUGGUUUGAUUGGCUGGCGCAGAUGAUAUCAAAAAGUUGAUAUUUCAAUACUUUCUUCACUUUGA
Hibiscus syriacus is the source of this 990-nucleotide messenger RNA. RefSeq names its product LIM domain-containing protein PLIM2b-like. Gene Ontology annotation, cellular component: actin cytoskeleton; plasma membrane. Gene Ontology annotation, molecular function: actin filament binding. Lineage: Eukaryota; Viridiplantae; Streptophyta; Magnoliopsida; Malvales; Malvaceae. Gene Ontology annotation, biological process: actin filament bundle assembly. The record is from RefSeq and is a predicted model, not a curated record. The transcript has 3 exons. Bases 168 to 905 code for a protein of 245 amino acids.